Molecule: messenger RNA, 2083 nt
Organism: Oldenlandia corymbosa var. corymbosa
Lineage: Eukaryota; Viridiplantae; Streptophyta; Magnoliopsida; Gentianales; Rubiaceae
Source: the annotation of a GenBank genome assembly
CCAGAAACACGAACAUGGUCGCAAAACUAGUGUGAUUCUUCUUCUUGCUCGCCCCGCAUGAUUCUAAAUGGUAAUUCCGUAGUUUUAAUUAUGACCCUUCUCCCGUUGUUCAUCGAUGGUUCUUUGUCUGUGUUUUUCUUACUGGUUUUUGGUGUUGUUUGAGUUCUGCAAGCAAGUUCAGCAUUUUGCUGGUUCAUGAAAAUGAAGAUCAUAGACUACAAUAAAACUCGAGUAGACUUUUAGCAGUUUCCUUCCUUGGUUGAUUUCUUGUUGCUCUCUUUUGUUUUGUUAACUUAAUUCUGGCAGUUGAGUUAAAGAAUGGCGGCUGUAUUCUGCAAUCUGAACUUGCCUUUUGAAAUCAGUGACUUGCAGCUUCAGUUCAGGAAUAACAGGACUAAUCCAACAAAUGUUGGCUCUGGUUUGCUUAGAAGAACAUCGUACUGCAGUAGCCCUGAAACAUUUCAUAAGACUAGAGUAACAUGGCUAGGACUAAAGCAUCCACGGCCACAAUGGAGAACCCUUUUCAAAAGCAAUUCUGAUGUUGUUAAUGUUGAGGCAAUGGAAGAUGAGAUUUCUAUGCCAACUUUAAUAUGGAGGGCAGUCAAAUUGCCAAUUUAUUCUGUUGCCCUGGUUCCCCUUACGGUUGGAAGCGCUGCUGCAUUUUGGCAGACAGGCUUAUUUUCUGCAGGACAAUUUAUUCUUCUCCUGGCCUCAUCUAUUUUUGUCAUAGCUUGGUUGAACUUAAGCAACGACGUUUAUGAUUUUGAUACAGGAGCAGAUAAGUACAAGAAAGAGUCAGUUGUAAAUAUAGUAGGCAGCCGUACUGGGACCCUUGUUGCUGCAUACAUAUUGCUCGUUCUUGGUCUUCUGGGGAUUAGUUGGGCAUCCUUGAGGGCAGAAAAUCUACGUGCAAUUUUGCUGUUGGCUUCUGCCAUCACCUGUGGAUACAUAUACCAGUGCCCUCCAUUUCGGUUAAGCUACCAUGGACUAGGAGAACCCUUGUGCUUUGCAGCUUUUGGACCAUUUGCUACAACUGCUUUUUAUUUGCUUCAGGGCAGCCAGCCGCCUAUUACGGGAACUCUCCUCUCUGCAUCAGUCCUGGUUGGCCUUACAACAACACUGAUCCUCUUUUGCAGUCACUUUCAUCAGGUAAAGGAUGAUAAAGCUGUCGGAAAGAUGUCCCCUUUGGUUAGACUAGGUACCACAGCAGGUUCAGAUGUGAUCAGUGUGGCUGUGUUGAUUCUUUAUUCAUUUUUGUUUAUUGCUGGUUUGUCUGGAAAUCUUCCAUUGACAAGCGUUAUUUUAUGUGAAGUGACCAUCCCUAUUGGGAGAUUUAUAGUAAGCUAUGUCAAGGCAAACCACAAGGACAAUAAGAAAAUCUUCAUGUCCAAGUAUUUUUGUGUGAGGUUGCAUGCUGCAUUUGGAGCUGCUUUGGCUGCUGGACUUGUUGCAGCUCGACUGCUUGCCAGAGUGUAAAUCCCAAAGCCAAUUUUGCCUUAGAAUUUCCACUCGCGCCAGGAUUAAGUACUACUUCUCAGUCACUUACACUCAUCUCAAGGAAGGAUCUUCCUCAUCAGCAGCACGAUGUAUAUCUACUUGCGUAGUUAGAGUUGAAAACUAACAUAAUUCCACCAUGUCAACCAGACCAUGGCAAACAUCCUUUCUAACUAACAUGUAUAGAUCUUACAGCUAUGCUGAACAAUGCAACCCGGAUCUUCUAUGUGAAACUUUCAUGUGGCUGACGACAGUGGAUGAUGUGUAUUAUGCCUUUGGCAAUAUGCAAUUGGCAAAAAAAAGAAGCAACUAGAAUGUGUUCGUCCGAGAAACAGGCAUGGCUGAUCUACUCAUUUUGACCUGCCUUCAAGUAAAUUUGUGAACUUCUGCUCACUGAUAGUUAACGGCAGAUGAUGAUUGAUCGUUUGUUAUGGAACCCUUUAGUGACCCUUUUAAUUUAUGAUAUUAUAGCUGAUCCAUCCCAGUUAAGGCUAAUAGCAAAUAAAGUUUAUGCAUCGACAUCAUGUCGAGUUAGCAUUAUGAAGUGAAGUAUCUGUGAUUUAUUCAAUAAUUGUCCUUAAUCAACGCG